AUGAGGCGGACGACAUCACAGGCUUGCGGAGUUCGAUCCCCAGCAGAAUCGACAGGCGGCUUCGGCGGUUUGGUGACAGUGAAACCGUGUCCAGGACGUCAUCGCCGGCAGCAACAUCGCAUCAUUACUUCAUCCUCUUCUGCCCCGAUAUCCAACCACUGUUUUCCAUUCUCCGCCACAACAGAAGCGGCGACACUUGGUCUUAAAGGAAAAUGGAAGCUGUGGUUGCACAGCGCUACAGCGGCGGCGACGGCGCCAACAGGCGGCAUUCAGUGA
Molecule: messenger RNA, 276 nt
Organism: Lactuca virosa
Lineage: Eukaryota; Viridiplantae; Streptophyta; Magnoliopsida; Asterales; Asteraceae
Source: the annotation of a GenBank genome assembly